This is a messenger RNA of Rhinolophus ferrumequinum (greater horseshoe bat), 932 nucleotides long. RefSeq names its product calmodulin-like. The transcript has a single exon. The coding region runs from base 105 to 662 and encodes 185 amino acids. Lineage: Eukaryota; Metazoa; Chordata; Mammalia; Chiroptera; Rhinolophidae. The record is from RefSeq and is a predicted model, not a curated record. Gene Ontology annotation, molecular function: calcium ion binding; enzyme regulator activity.
AGCUGGUGUGUCCCUCUCUGGAGGAGGAUUUCGCCUGAGGAUGUGGGAUGGGUGGGGAGCCUGUCUCCUCCCUCCGACCGUAGAAAAGGAGGGGUUCCCACCCCAUGGCAAGGCUGCCACCUGAGCUCUGCUCUCACACCGACGCAGCCUCAUCCCAGCUGCUGGUCCCCAGCUCUGACAGGAGCCCUUCGAGCUGGUUGGCAGCAAGUAACAUGGCGGAGGAGCUGUCUAAAGAGCAGGUGGCCGACUUCAAGGCAGCCUUCAACCGGUUUGACAAGGAUGGGGACGGUACCAUCAACGUGCAGGAGCUGGGCGACGUCAUGCGGACCCUGGGCCAGAACCCGUCAGAGGCAGAGCUGAAGGACAUCAUCGCCCGAGUGGACACCGACGGCGACGGUGCCAUCAGCUUCCAAGAGUUCCUGGCGGAGAUGGUCAAGAGGAUGAAGUCCUGGGGCGGCGAGCAGGACAUGAAGCACGUCUUCCGCGCCUUCGACCUGGACGGUGACGGAUACAUCACCGUGGACGAGCUCAAGAAGGCCAUGGUCCAGGUGGGGGAGAAGCUCUCCCAGGAGGAGCUGGAGGCCAUGAUCAAGGAGGCGGACGUGGACCAGGACGGGAAGGUGAACUACGAGGAGUUUGCACGCAUGCUCACCGAGAAGUGAGGCCCGGCCUGGCCGUGUCCUCCGCCCGCCUGACUCUGGCUCUGGUGGCCCCUGCGGGUGCGCUGGGCCGUGAAGGCGAAGUCUGGGUGGUGGGACAGCUAGCCCCCCUUGGUCUAGGUUCUGUACUGUCAGGAGCCCCUCUGCCCCCGGGGGACCUGGGGCUGCCCCUGUGCUUCUCCGCAGUGAAUGGGGUGCUCCCUACCUCACAGGGCUGUUGUGAGGAACCCCAACACCAUGUGGUGGUCCAAAUAAAAGGAAUGUGAGCUCCAA